AUGCAAGUUCUUUCUGGUUACAGCUCUAUCCAAAUGAGAGAAGAAAUUGAUGCAAAAGAUUUCAAAGUUUAUGAUAAAAAAGCAAAUCAAAUUCAUGGUAUUCCUGAAUCAAUUAUUGCUGCUGAAAUCCUUACAAUAUCAGCAAUGAAUGGAAAAUUCGACAAGACUGGUGUAUGGCAAGGUAUAGCUACACGUCCAUUUGCAGAAGGAAUUAGAUUAACUCAAGGCGAAUAUUUUGCUCAUAUGAAUUCUAUGGCAGAAAAAGUAAAUGAAAAUGAUAGUGUUGAUACACUUAUUACAAAGGUAAAAGAAAAUACAGAUGAGCAAGUUCAAAAAGGAGCUCAUUGGGCAUUCCGCAAGACAAUGAAAGAUUCUCAUUUUGAAGGAACAGCUAUCAAAGGCACUCCACCAGUUUUCUUCCACAUCGGAGAGUUCAAAGUCGGAGGUCCAAUCAAAGAUUUCCUUUUCUAUUCAAUUGGAAGUUUGGAUCAAGGACCAUCUUUGGAUAUCGUCACAUACAACGUAAAGAAGUCUACAAGUAAUAUUUACUAUCUAACACACACGCAUGUUCCAAGUUAUUUCAGUUUCAGAGAAUCUAAAACUUGGAUUGAAUCAGUAAAAUAUGCAUCAACAAGAAUCAAUCCAUCCAUGAAGAUCAAAGAUGCUAUUGCAGAGCUCGUUGAUUUGCAAAAGAAUAUUAUGAAGAAGUAUGAUUUAGUUGAAAAAGUUUUUACAUUUUGA
Molecule: messenger RNA, 741 nt
Organism: Trichomonas vaginalis G3
Lineage: Eukaryota; Parabasalia; Trichomonadida; Trichomonadidae
Exons: 1
Coding region: 1-741 (246 amino acids)
Source: RefSeq, a predicted model, not a curated record